This is a messenger RNA of Myotis myotis, 809 nucleotides long. RefSeq names its product ninjurin 2 (gene NINJ2). The transcript has 4 exons. Gene Ontology annotation, biological process: cell adhesion; tissue regeneration. The record is from RefSeq and is a predicted model, not a curated record. Gene Ontology annotation, cellular component: membrane. NCBI's taxonomy places the organism in Eukaryota, Metazoa, Chordata, Mammalia, Chiroptera, Vespertilionidae. Bases 364 to 684 code for a protein of 106 amino acids.
CACAGCCAAGCCGGGAAGCGGCUCUCGGGCAGAAGCACUUUGAAUUGUGGAGAGGGCUGGGCUGCUCCACAGACUCUCACUUAAUAUGUCCUUUGAACCCAGAAUGACCCAUUGCCAAAUGGGCUAGAACCACAGGUUUUAGCCGUGGUGUUAUUGUGGGCUAUUGGCCUUGGCACCGAACAAGCCCAGCAUCCAGGAGCAUCCAGAACCCUUGGAUACCCCCUCCAUCUACCCAUCCAUCCACCCACCCACUCAACAGCUAUCCUGCUGUGGUCAUCUGCUGAGCCUGAGAACCCCAACCCCGGGAGGAGCCAGCCCAUCAACCUGAACCAUUAUGCCACCAAGAAGAGCGUGGCCGAGAGCAUGCUGGAUGUGGCUCUCUUCAUGUCCAAUGCCAUGCGGCUGAAAACGGUGCUGGAGCAGGGGCCGUCCUCUCAAUACUAUGCUACCCUCAUCACUCUCAUCAGCAUCUCUCUGCUCCUGCAGGUCGUCAUCGGAAUCCUCCUCGUGGUCAUUGCACGGCUGAACCUGAAUGAGGUGGAAAGGCAGUGGCAAUUAAACCAGCUCAACAAUGCUGCCACCAUCUUGGUCUUCAUCACUGUUGUCAUCAAUGUCUUCAUUACAGCUUUCGGGGCACAUAAGACAGGGUUCCUGGCUGCCAGGACCUCAAGGAAUCCUCUCUGAAUUCAGCUUGGAACCUAGGUACUGGAUCUGGAGCUGCUUCCGCCUCUUUCUUCCCUGAUCUGCCAGGCUGAUGAGCACUUCCCCUGGGAGCUCCUGAAAGAGCCAUGUAGAUGCCUGCUUCCUAC